Messenger RNA from Sordaria macrospora k-hell, 2133 nucleotides. RefSeq lists its product as uncharacterized. Lineage: Eukaryota; Fungi; Ascomycota; Sordariomycetes; Sordariales; Sordariaceae. The record is from RefSeq and is a predicted model, not a curated record.
AUGGCCACUUUGUUCAUGACGAACGAGGAGCUUGGAAAGAAAGACGACGAUCAUAGACGGACUAAGAUUCCUCCAAUGCGAUCUUCGCAAUGGAACGCCGCUCGGAUUCCUCCUCGUAAGACAUUGAAACGUCUCGCUAUAGCCUUGACGGUCGCCGUCUUCGUCUACCUAUUCGUACACAACAUACCGACAGACAACCCAAUUCGAGACCAUCGACACCCUGUCUAUACACCCGCUCAACACCCCUCGAACGCACCGAAUGUUCCCAAGUUGAAUCCAGAUCGUCCUUGGAAGCCACCAGCAAAGCCCGAGACCGUCAAGCCGAGACCAAAACCUGUCCCUAAAGUCGACAUAAAGCCUGUGUCAGAUGUUGGUUACAGUGGCCCGAUCACGUUUCCAAACCUCGCUGUGUCCUUACAAGCUAUUUACGAGACCCAAGGAACGUCUCCCACAAAUAAGAACAUACUGUUUGCGGCAUCCAGCCCUAAGAGCGCUGCCAAGUUGCUGCCAAUGGCUUGCCAGAUGGGGACCGAGUUGAGGAGCUACGUGCAUUUUGCGCUCAUGAGCAGAAGUGACAUCGACAUGGAAGAGCUCCAGGCUAUCAAUGGCAUCGACCAGUCUUGCCAGAUCAUAUUUCACGACGCCCGUCUGGACAAAUCGACCGAGUCGACCAAGGCACGCCUCUCCAAGGGCGUAGGUCGUGCUUUCCACCAUAUCCAAACAUACAUGCACCCGCAAGCUGUGCUCGUAGAUGCUUCGGGCGAAGAAGAGGAGUAUUUCCUUCCCGCUGCAAGAGACCAGGCAUCUGAGGAGGGAUUCCCUUUGAUCGAACUCCCUCAGGGCACACAGAAACGCCUUGCUUGGAUACCGAAGCUGGAUAGCGCUUCUUUAGCAGCCUGGAACAAAGUCAAUGUCGAGAUCUUGGUCUACGCCUCAGCCGGCACCUCGGGAAGCCUUAUUCGACUGCUCAAGUCUCUGUCGGCAGCGGAUUUCACCGCUUGUGCUGUUCCGCACUUGACCAUCGAGCUUUCUCACGAUAUUGAUGCCGCUACGACUCAAUAUCUGCAGAACUUCCAGUGGCCGCCUUCCCGAGCUUAUAACCCGACCCAUGUUAGUCAACUGACUGUUCGCCACCGUAUACCGCGUAAGAGCUUGACGGAGGAAGAGAGCUCAGUGCGAUUCCUCGAGUCUUUCUGGCCCUCCAACCAGCACUCUCAUGUUUUGGUUCUCUCCCCGAAUACCGAGUUGUCCCUUAGUUUUUAUCACUACCUCAAAUACGCACUCCUUGAAUACAGCUACUCCGUCCCCGCCACCAUGCAACAAUGGGACUCUCGCCUCCUCGGUAUCAGUCUAGAGCUUCCCUCGACGCACCCAGGCGAUGCCCUUAAACCCUUCAGCCCGCCCUCUGCCUCCAAGAAAGCUGCUACCGCACAACAAAAACAACAACAAAAGAAAACACCCACUAAUACCAACACCCCGUUCCUCUGGCAAGCCCCCGGCAGCAGCGCCAUCCUCUACAGCGGCCAAAAGUGGAGGGAACUCCAUAAUCUCGUGUCCAAAUCACUCGAAUUUGCCCAUCAUCAACAACAUGAUAGCUCUACCAACACUGCUUUAACCUUCUUCACCCAAAAACAAAUAAGUAAGCACUACCCCUCCUGGCUCGAACACGCCCUCCGUCUCGCCCGCGCCCGCGGCUACUUCACUCUUUACCCUAGCCCGCAGACGGCGAGGAACCUGGCGACCGUGCAUAACGAGCUUUAUCGGGCGCCGGAGGAGUACCGCCAGGACGACCACCUGGGGGGGACAGAACCAAAAUACCGACAACAGAAGGACGAAAUCAGCCUCUCCCCGGGUUUGCUGCUGGAUAGCUUACCCACCGGAGGCAACCUCUUGCCCUUUGGUGACAUGCCGUUGCUGGAUUGGGAGGGAAGGACGACAAGCUUGGCAGAGGUGGAUAAGAGGGCAGGGGAAUUUGUGGACAAGUUUAGGAGGGCGGUGGGUUGUGGGAAGUUGGAGAAGGGGAAGAGUCAAAUAAAUGAGGGUGAGAAUGAGGAGGAUGAGGAGUAUGAAGGGGAGAUUUUGGUUAGCGGGGUUAGGAGGGGAGGGGUGGAGGAUUUGUUUUGUAAUAGGUGA